This is a messenger RNA of Leptonychotes weddellii (Weddell seal), 2712 nucleotides long. NCBI's taxonomy places the organism in Eukaryota, Metazoa, Chordata, Mammalia, Carnivora, Phocidae. The record is from RefSeq and is a predicted model, not a curated record.
AUGCAUGGCCUGGAUGAAUGUGCCGCGGUCCCCCAGUUCAUCAUCAUCACCCUUCAUAUUUGUCUCAUUGGCAGCUCCACGCUAGAAGUUCCUUUAGAAGAAGGAGAAGAAAAUACCAAUUUAUCAGAUAAUGGCUGUAAUUCAUUUGCAGCCAACUUGCCAUCAAGACAUAUUGACAACAAGAAAGACGUCAAGUUUUCUAAAACAACGCAGAAGAGAAUGUCGCAUGAAAUUAGGGGUUUGAGACUAGAAUACAAAAAAAUGAAUGAAACAACAAUAUUCCUGUGUGGAGAAGAAAAAUCCUCUGAUUUUUCAGGAGAAAAAAAGAUCAAGAGAAAGAAAAGUUUUCAAGGACAAUUGCAUACUAAAAGAACUGAGAUUGCCUCUUCCUCAGUGAAGCUGUCGAAGGAGAAGAUGACUAGGGAAGAAAACUCUUUAUUCAAGUUGCCGAAUCAGUACAGUGUUCAUAAGACUUUAUCACCCUUUUGUACAUCUUCCUCAAUUAUUCGGAAAAGGGAAAUGAUUUCUAGCCUCUACAAGACAUUCUAUAAUCAAGUACCUCAAGGAGACUUAUACUCACAAGAAUUAAGUGCACUUCAGAAGGCCUGUAAAAUUUUCAGCAAAAUUCAAAGUGGUAAGAUUUAUGUGAAUGAUCUGCCAAUGAUCCAUCAUACCUUGAAGAUUUCUAUAAGUGAUUCAGAAAUGCGAAAGGCACUAAAGACUAUUGAUAUUGAUGCAUUCCAAAAUGCCUUGAAGAUUUUCUGUAGGAUAAAAAGUGGUCGAGUUGCAACUGAUGAACUGGCUGCUGUUUUGGAUAGCAUGGAUAUCCCUGUAAUCCCUGAAACUUUUCAGGAAGUGAUAAAACAUGCUAGUAUAGACAGUAACCACAGGGUGGAUAUUAGAGAUAUUAUAUUUACUUUGGAUGAACUACAGCACCAGUAUGAGAAUUUUUCAAUUAUGGAAUGGUCAGGCUUGGAUGAAUUUCCUUCUAACAGAAAGUUAUCAAAUAUAUCAGAAUGCUAUCUACAAUAUAGGAAGAAAAGCACUUUAUCUUCCAGACUGUUGGAACCAUCAUUAUUCCCAAAGUUAAAUAAAAAAACCCUCCAACAUCAUAAAAUUAUGGAGGACAAUGAUUACCUUGAAUUUAAAAGAUCAAAAAAUCCUUCGCAAAUAAAAAAAUUCCUAAAUGGGGUUGAUAGCAGUAAUACAGGAUUCCAGGAACCAUAUUCAAAGGAUGGCAUAAACUUUAAGAAAUAUUCAGAGAAGAUUGAAAUUCAUGACUCAAAGUCUAUACCACAUAACUUGAAGAGUAUUACAAGCCUCAAAAAGUCUCUGGAUAAAAGUGAUACUUUUAGUAUCCCCAAACUUCAGAAGCCAACUGUGAGAAGGCAUUCCAGCCCCCUAAAACAGGUUUCAUUAAAGGAAAAAGCUACAACGAAUGCUCUGGAAAAUAUCUGUGAAGCUAUCAGUAAACUCCAAGAAAAUUACAUUGCUGCAGAAGAACUUAAGUCCAUUUUGCCUUCAAUAGGAAUUACUUUAUCAGACAAAGUGUUCAAGAAGAUUGUGACAGACACUACUCAAAAUGAAAGUGGAAUGGUGACCUUAGAUGACUUUAUGAAUGCUCUCGCCAUAGACCAAAGUCUUCCUGAAUAUGAUGAUAGAGACUUAAUAGUCCUGAAAUCCUCAGGCAAGCCAUUUGCCAGUUUUUUAAAGACUUGUUCUAUCAAGAAGGCGAAUUUUAAAGAAUUCAUUGAUAUAAUGAUGACCAAUACGGAACGCUUCUCUGAAAAAUUAUUAUUGCCUGAGACUAUUGAAAACCUCCACAAUCUCAGCAAAGAAAAGAUGAAUGCUUCUUACCUGUGGAACACUCUGUCCAGGAAGAAUAAUAACUUGAAAAAAAAAGAAUUCCUAGAUGCACUGAAAUUAGCAAUAAUUGAUGAAGAUGAUGAAGUACAAGUAGAAGAAUUUGGAAAAGUGGUAAAGGAUAUGCGUGAUGCCUCCAGGUUAAAAGAGUUACAGGACAUUGUCUUAGCUCUUGAUGUGCUUGAAGGUGACAUGAUACCUGGGAAGAACUUGGAGAGCUUUCUAAGAAAUAUUGGGAUUAAGUCACCUGAAGAAGAGAGAGAGAAAAUUCUUCAAUCAGAUUUUGUUUCUGACGACAACAUGGUGAAUGUUAAAGACUGUAUGAAGGCUUUGAAGGACAACCAGAAAUUUUCCAAUUUUCUUGAUUUUAGGAAAGAAGCUUUGUCUUCAAAUCUGAGACUACCAAAAGCAGAUGCUACACAGCUACUCUUAGCUACUACCCAAAUUCUCCAGAAUGAUCUAAUUGAUGCCUCUGAACUCAAAGCAUUAUUGGUGAACAAUGACUUUUAUGCAGCUAAUGUUUUACUUAAUGAAGUGUUAAGACAUGAACCUGAACCUGAAAAUGGCAAGAUUACCAUUCAAGAAUUUUUAACUAAGUUCUGUAAUACAUUGAGAAUUCCUAAAGUCGCAGGUGAGUUUUACUUAAUAUGUAUCCACUGCCUAUAUCUGGAAGGACAGGCAGUGGUUUUCAGUAAGACAACACAGGAACAGAUAGUUAAAACACAGGUGAGUAAGAAACAAUAGAAGAUAAAACAAUACAGUAUUGGGUUAUAUAAUUUUUGUACAGAUUAUAUGGCAAAGACUGCUCAGCUUUCCCCAAACUCAGAAUUGUGGGUAGUUUUACUCUAG